AUGAGGAUAGGGAAAGGUCUUUCACUUGCUCUGUGUGAGGCCAUUGAAGAAUCUAAUAUUUUCAUAGUUGUGUUUUCUGAGAACUAUGCAUCUUCCACAUGGUGUCUGGAUGAACUUGUUGAGAUCAUGGAACGCACCCACAAGAACAGUAAGCAAGUUGUUUACCCAGUGUUCUACCAUGUAGAUCCCUCAGAUAUACGGAAAAUCAGAAAUAGUUUCGAAAAACACAUGACGGCACACGAAAAUGAGAUUGGAAAAGAGUCGCAGAGAAUACAAGCUUGGAGGUCUGCUUUGUUUGAAGCAGCUAGCUUGCCAGGGAUGCAUAUUCCCACCGG
This is a messenger RNA of Vigna umbellata (rice bean), 335 nucleotides long. The record is from RefSeq and is a predicted model, not a curated record. NCBI's taxonomy places the organism in Eukaryota, Viridiplantae, Streptophyta, Magnoliopsida, Fabales, Fabaceae.